Molecule: messenger RNA, 285 nt
Organism: Gaeumannomyces tritici R3-111a-1
Lineage: Eukaryota; Fungi; Ascomycota; Sordariomycetes; Magnaporthales; Magnaporthaceae
Exons: 4
Coding region: 1-285 (94 amino acids)
Source: RefSeq, a predicted model, not a curated record
AUGCCGUACCCUUACGGGAAGCCGCGCAAUUGUAAUUUUGCGUUUAAUGCGCUUUUAAACAACGGUUUAACGCUUAUAACGCGCAAAUUGUUUGGCCGAUAUGCGGCUAUAAAAUACCGAAUCGAAAGCGCCGCGGCGGCGUUCGUUGCGCGUUUUACGCUUUUUUUCGGCGGCGGUUUUUUUACCGCGGCGGUUAAAGCCCGCCGGGGAAUUAUCGGCAAUACGUUUGUAAAAAGCUUAAAAGGUUGCAAGCGCAAAAAGGUUCGAUGGAUUUGCGGCAUUUAA